AGCUUGUUGUAUAAUGUUGUUUUGAUGCUAAGAAAAAGGUUAACCUGAUAAAUCUGUACGUGCUGGGCUGCUGUUGAAAACACAUAAUUAGUUUUUAAAAAGAAAGGUUAGUGGCCCUAGUUCUGGGAGGAGUAAAGGCAUAAUGGCAGGGAUAAGUAAAAGGCAUGCAGACGGGCAGUGGUUAUUUAGGGGGCAGCAAUAGCAGUGCGUGGGGGCAGAAAAAGAAAGAUGGGCAGUGAGUGGCAAAGAGGUAGUUUAAUAUAACAGAUAAUAAAAAGUGGAUGGCUGUAAGGCGUUGGAACAGACACAGGAGUGGGCACUGGGUGCUUGAAGGCAGAGAGGAAAGGUGCACAGUGGGCUACCAGAAUGCCAAGGGCACGGAAGAGGUCAAGCGGGAAAAGAUGGCAGAGUGGUGGAUACUUUCAGAAACAAUCUCCUGACUGUGGACAUAGAUGGUGGGAUUAACUGAGAAAUCCAGAGGGCAGUAUGGCUGCCACUGCUGCUGUGAGCCCCAGCGAAUAUUUGCAGCCUGCAGCUUCGACAGCUCAGGAUUCUCAACCAUCUCCACUCGCCCUGCUUGCUGCUACAUGUAGUAAAAUUGGCCCUCCCGCUGUAGAAGCAGCAGUUGCCUCUCCUGCUCCUCCUCAGCCUGCUCCUCGUAAACUGGUCCCCAUCAAGCCUGCUCCCCUUCCACUGGGUUCCAACAAAAACAGCAUUGGGAUCUUGUCAUCAAAAGGGAACCUCUUCCAGAUUCAAGGGUCUCAACUGGGGACAUCCUAUCCUGGUGGGCAGCUGGUGUUUACCAUUCAGAACCCAGGUGUGAUCAACAAAGGGGCCCGUUCACCUGCCAACAUCCAAUACCAGGCAGUUCCACAGAUACAAACAGCAUCAGGGCAGACCAUCCAAGUGCAGCAGAAUUUGGCCAACCAAAUACAGAUUAUUCCCAGUACCAUCACCCCUUCAUCGUCUUCCUCCUCCUCUGCCUCUUCAGCUCAUAAGCCUGUGCCAAUCAAGCCAGCACCAGCUCACAAAACCCCGCCAACGACUAUCCAUAACGCGAGCAACAUUGUCAAGUUAACUGGUGCCAGUGGUAAUGUCACCCUUACACUGCCAGUGGGCAACCUUGUGAGUGCAGGGGACACCACUGUUCAGACUCAGAUUGUUCCGGAGAGCCCCUCAAAACCAAGCAGAAAGACUCGUAAGAAAGUGAUGUCUCCUCCCCAGGCAACUGCCAUGGCUGUGACUGAGCAAGUGGAAACGGUCUUGAUAGAGACCACAGCUGAUAACAUCAUCCAGGCAGGGAACAACUUGUUGAUUGUUCAGAGUCCUGGCUCUGGCCAGCCAGCAGUGGUCCAACAGGUGCAAGUGGUCCAACCCAAACAAGAACCACAGGUCGUUCAGAUUCCUCAGCAAGCUCUGCGGGUAGUCCAGGCAGCAUCGGCCACGCUCCCCACAGUCCCCCAGAAGUCCCCACAGAACUUCCAGAUUCAGACAAAUGAACCAACUCCCACUCAGGUCUAUUUCAAAACGCCUUCUGGUGAGCUGCAGACGAUGCUACUUCAAGAAGCCCCAGGUGUAACUGUGGCUCCUUCCCCCACUGCCACCUCUUGCAGCAGUCCUAUACCCCGCAUCUCCCAAAUGGGAGGAAGUACCAAAAAGACAGGGGCUCGCAAAGAGCGUGCCCUGCCAAAGAUUGCCCCUGCUGGAGGCAUCAUCAGCCUCAAUGCAGCUCAGCUUGCUGCUGCUGCUCAGGCCAUGCAGACCAUCAGCAUCAACGGAGUGCAAGUUCAAGGCGUUCCUGUCACCAUCACUAACACUGGAGGCCAGCAACAGCUGACAGUGCAAAAUGUCUCUGGCAACAACCUAACCAUUAGUGGCCUGAGCCCCACCCAGAUCCAGCUGCAGAUGGAGCAGGCACUCUCAGGAGACCUGCAGCCUGGGGAAAAGAGACGGCGGAUGGCUUGCACCUGUCCCAACUGCAAGGAUGGGGAGAAAAGGGUGGGGGAUCAGGGGAAGAAGAGGCAUAUUUGCCAUGUGCCCGAAUGUGGGAAGACUUUCCGCAAGACCUCCCUGCUGCGGGCACAUGUGCGCCUGCACACAGGUGAACGGCCCUUCGUCUGCAACUGGGUCUUCUGUGGGAAGCGGUUCACACGCAGUGAUGAGCUACAGAGGCAUGCACGGACGCACACAGGUGACAAGCGUUUUGAGUGUGCCCAGUGCCAAAAGCGCUUCAUAAGAAGUGAUCACCUGACGAAGCACUAUAAAACGCAUCUGGUAACCAAGAACUUGUAGUGUGGGACGCAACUGGGAAAGAAGGGGGAAGCAGUGGGGGUGCUGGUGACCCCUUGCCAUGCAGGAUAGUCUUUGCAAAGGACAGUAAAAUGCCCAAGUCACUCCUGACUCGGACAUCACCUUUCCUAGACCCAUCUGCACAGGAAAAGGGGUAAACGGCUGCUGUUCCUUCCAUCAAAUGGCUUCCAUCUUCUGGCACACUCCUUGGAGCUUCAUGGAAGGUGCAUCGGAUGCUGCAGUUUCAGCUGGGGAUGGAGAAGGAGCAACCUUGCUAAAAUCGGCACAAAGCCCAGGGAAGAGAUAGGGCAAAGCAAGGCAGAGCCUCUCUGCCUACCAGCCUCAGGAGCCUGCAAAGCCAAUGCCCUACUCCACUGCACCAAAGGGCCUCCUUGUGUGUUUGGUAGUAGCACCAGCGAAACUGUACCCCACAUGUAGUCUUGGCUCCCUCUUCCCACUCCCCAUGUGCUUGUGAGGCUUUUAAAUGAGGGGCACUACCUGAAACAGGACAUUCUGCAUCCCCUCAGCACAUUCCUACUUUAUAUUUAAAAUUAUAAAUAUCUAUAAAUAUAUAUAUCUAUAUAUAAACUCCUUAGGAAGCCCCAUUUUUCUAUGGAGAACGUUGCCUUAUAUUUUCCCCCCAGUUCCAAAUUAUGUAUUAUAAGCAAUUUUUGCUUUUUAAAAUUUUUUGUUUUUAAGGAACAUCAAAAUCUUGCCCCAUUUUAAUGAUGCAAGCACAGUCCAAAGUCCCUGUGCGAAUGCAGAGUUCUGCACCCAGGCAGUGCCAUUCCGUGGUCUAUAAACUGGGCUGCCCUCUGUGUAUGCAUCAGGGGUUUCUGGGAUUUUCAUGGCAGCAGCACUUUGUUCAUUGAAGAGAGUGGGGGAGGGCCAUGUCUGAAUGGGAGGCUGCAUAGGCAUGUGCAAGAGCUGGAUUACAGCCAGGCACCCUGAUGCAGAGAACCAGAGGUGCAGCAGAGGGCUGCUCAUACACAGCUGAGACGCAUGGAGAAUUAUCUGGGGUCUGGUGGUAUUCUGUUCUACACUGCUUGGUUUAGGAGGUUUCUGCACACCUGGGGCUGCUGAGCGAUGUCUGGAUAAUUGCUUUCACUGCAUUGGGACAGUUUAGCUCAAGGUUGCACACUGUUAACCCCCACUGAAAUCAACUGAUUAUUUGCGUGCUGAAAUGCAUUAUUUUUCCCAAAAUAGUUUUUUCUCCCUCGUCCUUCCCUCCUUUUUGAUCCAUUGGCUUUCUUUCCAAGCAAACUGGUAUUCUCCCCCCACCACCACACACCUUUUUUUAAUUUCCUGAUGUGGCCCCUUCAGUGUAUUAUAGUGUAUAUUGUAUCAUAGACUAUAUAUUACGUUAUGUGUUUCCUACAUGUUUCAGAAACAUACGGCUUGUUAUUUUUGAGCUUUUAAAUUAAAAAAAAAUCCACUUUA
Hemicordylus capensis (graceful crag lizard) is the source of this 3729-nucleotide messenger RNA. RefSeq names its product Sp2 transcription factor (gene SP2). Gene Ontology annotation, molecular function: RNA polymerase II cis-regulatory region sequence-specific DNA binding; DNA-binding transcription factor activity, RNA polymerase II-specific. Gene Ontology annotation, biological process: regulation of transcription by RNA polymerase II. NCBI's taxonomy places the organism in Eukaryota, Metazoa, Chordata, Lepidosauria, Squamata, Cordylidae. Bases 487 to 2292 code for a protein of 601 amino acids. The record is from RefSeq and is a predicted model, not a curated record. The transcript is spliced from 7 exons.